Messenger RNA from Anopheles arabiensis, 2609 nucleotides. Its product is annotated as angiotensin-converting enzyme-like. Gene Ontology annotation, biological process: proteolysis. Gene Ontology annotation, cellular component: plasma membrane. NCBI's taxonomy places the organism in Eukaryota, Metazoa, Arthropoda, Insecta, Diptera, Culicidae. The record is from RefSeq and is a predicted model, not a curated record. Bases 185 to 2377 code for a protein of 730 amino acids. The transcript is spliced from 4 exons. Gene Ontology annotation, molecular function: peptidyl-dipeptidase activity; metallopeptidase activity.
CAUACACACACACACUCGCACGAAUGAACGCACAAAUCGAGUAUCCUUGUGCUCUAGGGAAAUCAACAGCGCUCAACGGACGAGCGGCCACUGGCAGUCAGUCCGUCGUUUAGUGAGUCGCCUUCGCGCCAACCGGUGGGUGGUCGGCCUGUUUGGUAUGCCCCGAGGACGGCAAACGGUAUAAAUGCUCACCGUUCGUUGCGCCACGGGUUCAGUCGGUGUUUGGCGCGUGUACACGGCGCGUCGGUGGGGCAUUGGCAUCGCGAUGGCGCGUAACAACGGACAAAAGUGCACCUCAAACGUGGUCCUGUACUUGUUGCCGAUUUUAACCGUUCUACCAUCCGUUGUCACCCAGUCACGCCUGGAAAAUGCAACGGAUGCGAAAGCGUGGUUUGAGCGCAUGAACGCGGAAUUACACGCACUCAACCGUGAGGCCGCCCAGUACGGAUGGGAUUUAAGCACACAGCAUCAAUCCCGUGUGGAGUUCACGCUCGAGAGCUUGGUUCAAUUAGCUCAGCGGAAGUCCGCCUGGCUGCAGGAAGCGUGCGACGAGGGCGCCCUCUACCGCCAGCAGGGAUGGCCGUACGAUCGCGCCUACUACUUGCUGUGCCGUGGACCACGCAAUACCCCCGAGGAGCUAAGCGAAAUGGCGCAGCUGUUUUCGUACAUUCAGCGCAUCUACACCGAGUCGGAAGUGUGCAUUCCAGCGAACUGUGGACAACGUGGAAGACCUUCUGCAACCGUUCUGUGGGCCAAUACGUUCGUCCAAUAUCCGGGUCUUAGUGUGGGACAUUUGGAUCUAUCCUUCGUCGCUCCAGAGUCGUCGCAGGAACUCAUUUCCGCCAUGGCGCCAACGAAGUUACCCAAACAACUGGAAUGCUUCUCCGGUGAGCCCGAUCUGGAGCGUUUGAUGCUAUCGGACGGAAUGCAUCGUGUGUGCUCGGGUCGACUUCCUCCCGAAACUGUGCUUCGCUGGGCCUGGGAAUCGUGGCGUAUGGCUGUGGGGCCUCCGAUGCGACAACCGUACGGACGGUUGAUCGAGCUCAUGAAUGCUGGGUGUAUGCGCGGUGCGAACCAUCGCGAUGUCGGGGAAUGUUGGCGCGAGGAGCUAGAGAUUCCCGAGCUACGGCUUCAGGUCGAUCGUCUCUGGCACGAGGUGAAACCAUUCUACGAGAAGCUACACGCCGUCGUACGUCACUUUGUGCGUGAAAAGCAUCCGGCCGAGGCGGCCUCCAUCGAUGCUGAUGGUCUCAUUCCGGCCCAUCUGCUCGGGGGUAUGUGGAGUCACAGCUGGACGCAGUACGGACGUGACAUUAUCCCCCAUCCGGUCGAUCUUGAUGCAGCGUUCGGCAAAGCGAACUGGACGUCGAUGGAUCUUGUACGGCGGGCGGAAGAUUUGUACGCCUCGCUCGGGCUAGCGCGCAUGACGGACGAAUUCUGGAAGCACAGCCUCAUCGGCAAAGGUGUCGAUGGUGGCAAGUGUCACGGAACGGCAGCCAACAUGUACGCCGACGGUGCGUCCGACUACCGCAUGAUCGUGUGUCCACGAUCGGAGGCGGCAGCGCAAGACUUUUACGUCACCGUGCACGAGAUGGGCCACAUCGUGUACUACAUGGAAGCGGCCAAACAGCCGACCAUCUUCAGCGAUGGUACGACGGCCGCUUUUCAGGAAGCGCUCGGUGAUGCCAUCUACUUAGGGGCCAUAACGCCGCAACAUCUCGUCCGUCUCGGUUUGCUCGAUUCCAAACACAUGGCACCGGAGAAGGAGCUGGCGUUUGGUGGUGCAGAUGCCACGCUAAACUCAUUCGACUAUGCAUUCCUGCUGCGCAUGGCGCUGGGGAAACUGCCAACCAUUCCCUUCGAGUAUCUGAUGGACCAGUACCGGUGGGACAUUUUCGAUGGCAGCGUCGACUACGGCCAGGAUGCGAACAGUUACUUCUGGUUUCUGCUCGAACGACAGCAAGGCAUUCGUCCACCGUCGUCCGUCGCUGCGCGGGUGCCACUGUUCGAUCCGGCCGCUGUUUACCACCUCUCCGACAAUACACCCUUUGUGCGCUACUUUCUGGCCAGCUUUUUAAGCUACCAGCUGUAUGAGGGACUCUGUCGGAGUGCCCUCUUCGGCACGGUCACUAAUCCGGCUAACGAAAUUCCAAUGCCACUACACCGCUGUGACCUGUACGGUUCGAAGAAAGCGGGCAAGCUGCUACGGAAGGCGCUAACCCUCGGGUCCUCCGUACAUUGGACCGAUGUGCUGGAGAAGCUAACCGGCGAGGUGGACAUAUCGGCCAAAAGUUUGCUCCGGUACUAUCAACCUUUGAGCGAGUUUUUGGACCGAUUCAUCGCCCGCCAUCGGCUCACUGUGGGCUGGGAACACUAAACAAAGGCAACAAAGCUACAAUCGAACACGCAGCAAAUCAUAUCGCGCACAGGUUGGAACUGGGUUGACAAAUGGGAACCGUUAUUUAUUAUUCUUGUUCUUUUUCCGCCGCUUUUGGUUUAAAUCCUCCCCUGUUUUGUACGUGAGUGCGUAUAAGUAGGUAGCUUACACCUUGUUUUAAGUUGGUUAACAAAAUAGUUGUUCAAUUACGUUUCGUUUUACCUCAAUUUUU